Symbiodinium sp. CCMP2592 is the source of this 1308-nucleotide messenger RNA. NCBI's taxonomy places the organism in Eukaryota, Dinophyceae, Suessiales, Symbiodiniaceae. The record is from the annotation of a GenBank genome assembly.
AUGGCGGACACAAAGCCAGUGCGCGGCUACAUCGACGGAUGUUUCGACAUCAUGCACUCGGGGCACUACAACGCCAUACGGCAAGCCAAAAGCAUAUGUGACGUUCUUGUGGUGGGCAUCCACUCCGAUCAGGAGAUUGCAGACAACAAGUCAGUCCCGGUCAUGAAGCAAACGGAGCGCUAUGGCCUCCUGGAUCACAUCAAAUGGAUCGACGAGAUCCUCUAUGAGGUCCCCUACUCUCCGGAAAUCGCCACCCUGGAACGUGCCUCCGCCGACUUCUGUAUUCACGGAGACGACAUGCCAGUCAACGCCCAGGGUGUUUGCGCAUACGAUGAAAUGCGCAUUGCAGGACGUCUUCGCAUCAUCAAGCGGACGGAGGGUGUGUCAACCACCGACCUUAUCGGCCGCUUGCUGACUCUGUCGCGGAACCAGCCAGCUGACUUCGGUGGCCAGCAGUCACCGAACAUGGGCUACCGCAUCAGCCCAGAUGCAGCAAUUGAGCAGUGUACCAUGCCUGCGGCGCACGUAGAUUUCUCCGAUUCCGUGCGGGAAGCGCUGCUUGCUGUGGACCAGCUCGGGGAAAGCUACAAAAUCAACGAGGAGGACCUUCGGUCCCUGAAGACAAAGAUCACGGCUGCAGCUGCACCGCAUCCGAGCGGAAGCUUUGUGGAGGGAGGCUCGUCUCCAGCACAACCUGGUGGCUCUCAGCAACGGACCAAGGCUCCAGUGCAGCUUUUGGCCAGCACCCGGCGCAUCCGAGAGUUUUCCACAGCGAGACAGCCAACUUCGGAGGACAGAGUCAUCUAUGCGUGUGGCUCUUUCGACAUGUUUCACGUCGGCCACGCCGAGUUCCUGAAGGAGGCCCGUGCUCUCGGCACUUUCCUUUUGGUCGGCAUCUAUGACGAUGCAAGCAUAAGCCGAGCUCGGGGACAAAACCUUCCUGUGAUGAACUUGAACGAGCGCGUUCUGAACGUUUGUGCCUGCAAAUGGGUCGACGAAGUCAUCAUUGGAGCGCCCAGGCACAUUACGGAGGACCUCAUCAAGACCUGGGACAUUCACGUUGUGGCUCGUGGCUCGGGUCACAUGCGAAUCACUGGCUCUUCUCAGAGCGAGCGCUUCGAGGUGGCCCAGAACAAGGGCAUCUUCCGUGAGAUCCCCUCGAAGUGGCCGGAGCUUUGUCAUGACACCGUGGUGGAGCGCAUCAUCCACGGUCGGGAAACGUAUUUGGCGCGAAACAAGGACCGCGCUAAGCGCGAGGAUGUGUACUACGAGACGAAGAAGCCCAGCAAUUCUCCGGCUGAAGCCUGA